Impatiens glandulifera is the source of this 3297-nucleotide messenger RNA. Its product is annotated as SNF2 domain-containing protein CLASSY 3-like. The transcript has 4 exons. The coding region runs from base 1 to 3297 and encodes 1098 amino acids. Gene Ontology annotation, biological process: gene silencing by siRNA-directed DNA methylation. NCBI's taxonomy places the organism in Eukaryota, Viridiplantae, Streptophyta, Magnoliopsida, Ericales, Balsaminaceae. The record is from RefSeq and is a predicted model, not a curated record. Gene Ontology annotation, molecular function: ATP-dependent chromatin remodeler activity; ATP binding.
AUGGAUCGCGGUACUAGUGCUCCGGCUUCCAGGCCGCGGACUCGACAACAACUGAACCGAUUGCGCCAGGAAGUUCGGCAGAGGAAGGAGAUGAACAGCAGGGUGGCGGAAUCCAUGAACAGUAGCGCUGAUGAUAUGAAGGGAAGGAGGGCGAAACGGUACUCUCGUAGUGAGCUUAAGCGUGAAUCUUCCAAUUUGGAGGAUUCAUGUUCAGCCAACGUGGUUUCUCUGCCGGAGAGUUCGGAUUCCGAUGAUGCAGGUUGUAACUGUAAGCACUCCCGGCAUUGCAAGAGGAAGAAGGAGAAGACGAAAACUGCUGUAAAACCGGAGGGCGGUCGAUUUGGAUCCCAGUUGGGAGAAACUUCAAGGAAGAUGAAAAAAGGUGCAGAUUCUGUCCAAGGUAGGGUUUCAUCAAUGGACAUUCCAGUCCACAUUCAUUGCAUCUCUUCUGAUUCCGAGCAUGUUGAUGAGUCUGAAUCUGAGAGAGAAUCAUCUCUUUCAUUAAAGGUUUCGGAGAUGCCUGAUUCUUCUGGUGAAGAAGUGGAAACGGAGAAUUCAAUCGGUGGUGUUUCCCGUCCCAAGAUAUCAUCAUCAUCCAAAUCUUUUGUUUCAGACAAGUCCGAUGCAUCAAUCGCAACCCCGAAAAAGCUUUCCACAAAUGAGAGAAGUGGCGCCAGUACUAGCAGUGAUGUGAGGAACAAUGAAAAUGGUCCAGGUCGAUUGAAAACGAUGAAGCGCGGCCUCAAUGUGAAGGAUUCCCAGUCUCUUAAGGAUGAUGGAAGAGUUCAAAAGAAGAUACAAAUGGAAGGGAAAGAACCCACUGAGCCAAUUCCUUCACUUAGAACCAGUGUUGAUGAACAAGUCAAUGUUAGUGAUGAUGUUGUUGAGCCCAAAGAUCCUUCGGUAAACCAAAGUGGAGGAGAUUCCUGGAAGGAGAUGGCAUGGAUGCCAUUAAAGAAAAGACACAAGUUUGUCGAUAAGGAUAAGAUUAUUGCUGAUUCAUUCUGGGACCAGAUUGAUCUCCCUGACAGAGACACUAUUCCACCUCCUUGUAAAGAUGAAGCAGACGAACAAGAAUUUCCUGUUAUCCCCAAGAAUUUCGGUCUGCAGGAUACUGAUUAUGAACCACCUGAAGAGAAAUCAUAUUGGGACAUUGUAGGGGAUAGCCUAUUCGAGGAGAUGCAAUUUGCCAUUGCCACUGAAGGAAUCGGAUUGACUCACGAUCAUGAGGUUGCCAUUGAUGAUCAGACUUCAUUAGCUGCUAAUGAUAGUUCUCUCGGACUUUGCGAACAUUUUUUCAUUCUUAACGAGGAAAUUGGGAUCCUUUGCAAAAAUUGCUCGUAUGUGAAAAUGGAAAUCAGACACGUUCCACCAACUUUUGUUAAGAAUCCAUGGGGAAGAAUAACCAGGAAAGAGACGAGGGAGGCUAAACUCUUUAAUCUAGACCGUUUCCAAAUGAAGGAGCAAAACAAUAUUAGCCCCGGUUCGCAACAUCUCAGGGACGAUGAUCUUGAAGUUGCGGGCACGGUUUGGAGCUUGAUUCCAGGUACCAGACGUAACAUGUACACUCACCAAAGAGACGGUUUCGAGUUCAUUUGGAAAAACAUACAAGGGAGUAUAAACCUGGAUGAGCUGAGGCAACAUGAACAUUCUUCAUUUAGGGGAAACGGAUGCAUUAUAUCACAUGCACCAGGAACAGGAAAAACCCGACUGACCAUUAUGUUCAUUCAAUCAUACCUUGAACGAUACCCUGUUUGCAAAGUCGUGAUCAUAGCCCCUUGCAGUAUGCUCCUCACAUGGGAGGACGAAUUCAAGAAAUGGAAAGUCAACAUUCCAUUCCACAAUCUGAACAAACAAGAAUUCUCCGGUCACGAGCUAGACGAGGCAGUUAAUCUAGUCAGACAGGGUCGCCGACAAGACAAAGAAUCGACGCGAUACAUCAAACUACUGUCGUGGAAGAAGGGCAAGGGUGUCCUCGGAAUCAGCUACAAGUUAUUCGAACAGCUAGCCGGGGAUCGUGUCUUUCUCAGAGAUGAAGCCGACAACAAGAAGAAAGAGUUACACCAUUCAGACUGCAUUCGAGUUAUGAAGAUGCUACAACAACUCCCGGACCUCUUGGUACUGGACGAAGGCCACACGCCCAGAAACGAAAAGAGCUUGAUUUGGAAGGCGCUCUCGAGGGUCAAUACUCAUAAACGCGUCAUCUUGUCUGGAACGCCUUUCCAGAACAAUUUCCGCGAGCUCUACAAUACUCUCCGUUUGGUGAGUCUUGAAUUUGCUGACCAACUCAUCGCUAAUGAAUGUGGACUAUCAAGAUCCAAAAAGACAACGUUAGACAGAUGGAUAUCUUUAACUAGCGGGUUCACGAAGAAGGAAGAGAAGAGCGUGGACAAGAUUCGAGCCAUAAUAUACAAAAUGGCACAUGUCUACAAGGGUAACAUACUUAAAGACAGCCUUCCCGGUUUACGUGACUCGCUGGUUGUGUUAAAGCCACUAGAAUUACAAACCGCGAUUCUGAAAAUCGUUAUGGGGACUAAGAACGGAGUAGAGCGCGAUCAUUACAUGUCUUUAGUAUCCGUUCAUCCCUCGCUUCUUCUCCAAUCUAAACUGUCUGAAAAACCGGAGCUUUCAGGUUACAAGGCGCAACUAGAAGCUCUUACACUGAAUCCACAGGUGGGUGUGAAGACAAAAUUCGUAAUCGAACUGAUCCGGCUGAGCCAGAGUCUAAACGAGAGAGUUCUGGUUUUCAGCCAAUACAUAAACCCUUUAGCACUGAUUAAGGAUCAGCUGAAAUCCCAGUUUGGGUGGUCGGAUGGGAAGGAGAUAUUGAAUAUGGAUGGAGGAACGGAAGUAAAGCUACGACAGGCAUCGAUCAGUUCAUUCAACGAUUCGGAUAGUGGGGUUAAAGUGUUGCUAGCUUCAACAAAGGCUUGCUCGGAGGGUAUAAGCCUGGUUGGUGCGUCGAGAGUUGUGCUGCUUGAUGUGGUUUGGAAUCCUUCGGUUGAGAGGCAGGCGAUUAGUCGGGCCUAUAGGAUCGGGCAAAAGAAGCUGGUGUAUAUUUAUCAUCUUAUUGCGGGGGAAAUGGAGAGUGCCAAGUAUGAUUGUCAGACACAGAAGGAUCGUUUAUCGGAAUUGGUGUUUACUUCCAAGGAAGAGGAUAGAGUUGGAGGACAGAGUUGUACUGUUGCUGAAGAUAUUAUUCUGCAGGAAAUGAUUCAACACGACAAAACAUGUCAUAUGUUUGAGAAAAUCAUUAACCACAAGGACUCCAGCAGUUUAAUCGAAACUUUCGGCUAG